This is a messenger RNA of Cuscuta campestris, 1262 nucleotides long. The record is from the annotation of a GenBank genome assembly. Lineage: Eukaryota; Viridiplantae; Streptophyta; Magnoliopsida; Solanales; Convolvulaceae.
AAGAGAUCAUGAAUAACCCGCCAAAGCUCGGAGGCCGUAGAAGUGGAGGAGAUGACCAAGUCGGAGACCUCAUCGGUCACCGUAGAGAGGAUCCAUCCUUGAAGCAAAGCAUCGAGUUGAAACCAUUCGUCGUCAUCGGCGGAAGAGGGGAUCUUGGAGCCGGAGAGAAACCCAUGGAGAUUGAACCGGCGAACAAGGAGCAAGAAGAGACGGCACCAUUUUUUGUAAUUGGGUUGAGAAAAACUCAACUCAAGAACCCUAAUAACCAUAUUAGCAUUAAUGAUGUUAUACCAGUGGUAGACCUAAUGGAGCCUGAAGAGGCAAAAGACCUCAUAGUAAAGGCAUGUGAGGAGGUUGGGUUCUUUAAGGUUGUCAACCAUGGUGUCCCCAUUGAAGCCAUUGACAAGCUGGAGGCUGAGGCUUUGAGAUUCUUUGGCUUGCCCCAGCAUGAAAAGGACCAAGUUGCCCCUGCAAACCCCUAUGGCUAUGGCUGUAAGAAGAUCGGCAACAAUGGCGAUGUCGGUUUGGUUGAGUACCUUCUCCUCGCCGCCAACCCGGAGCUCAUGGUCUCUCAGCGGAGCUCCAUCGCCAUUCCCGGCGAUUCUCAACUCUUUUGGAAUGCCGUGUCCGAGAAUGUUGGAGCAGUGAGAGAAAUGGCAUGCAAAGUGCUGGAAAUGAUAGCCCAAGGGUUGAAGAUGGAGGAGAAGAAUGGACUGAGCAAGCUAAUAAGUGAUGAGAAGAGUGAUUCUUUCUUCAGGCUAAACCACUACCCCCCGUGCCCGAAGCUUGACGAAGUGGCUCAUCAUCGGGUCGGUGACGAAGACGACGAGAGGAAGUUGAGGAUAGGGUUCGGAGAGCACACCGACCCGCAACUCAUAUCCGCGAUAAGAUCCAACGAUACAACCGGGUUGCAAAUUUGUCUGAGAGAUGGUACUUGGGUUUCUGUCCCUCCUGACCCCUCCUCGUUCUUCAUUAACGUCGGUGACGUCCUCCAGGCGAUGAGCAACGGGAGGUUUAGGAGUGUGAGGCACAGGGUGGUGGUGGGUGACAGCUGGAAGGAGGCUAGGGUGUCCAUGAUCUACUUUGGAGGCCCCCCUUUGAAUGAAAAGAUUGCCCCUUUGCCUUGUUUCAUGGCUCUAGGGGAAGAACGCCUGUACCAUGACUUCACAUGGUGCCAAUACAAGAACUCUGCUUACAUGACUACCCUCGGUGAAAACAGACUCUUUCAUUUCCAACAUUAACAAUGAACUCUUCUUUUCCUA